AGACCAGUGAGUGGUUAUGAACCUGAAUUCACUUCACUGCUACUUCACUGGUUAACUACUGUUUUAUAGGAUCCACCGAUGAUAAUCAUUUGUACUAGUAUGUUUCUUCUGUUACAGUAAAUAAAAGAUUGGAUUAACUUAAACGAGUUUUUCUAAGGUUUAAGAUUUCAAAGUGAAUAACUGUUGAAUUUUGUUUCUCUAUCUCUCUCUCUCUCUCUCUCUCCAAGAAGAAGAAGAAGACUGUCGGUGUUUAAUUCACAAUAAAUAGGAUAGUCUGGGUAGUCAGAAUUUUAAUUUGUCAGCUGACAAAACUGGGUUUUUAGAUUCCGGCAUACUUGAUUAGCCGGAGGAAAGCAAAGUCUUUUUUUCAGGAUGUUCGACCCGAAAACGCGUGCAUUCUUAAAUGUGCUUAUCAUUCUAUGUAUUACACUGAAGACAAAUGGGUUUUACGUAGGAAUCACAUACGUCGAAAAUGCCAUUGCAAAAGGAGCUGUUUGUUUGGAUGGCAGUCCACCAGCUUAUCAUAUGGACAAAGGAUUUGGCGCCGGAAUUAACAAUUGGCUUGUUCAUAUUGAGGGGGGAGGAUGGUGCAACAAUGCCACGACUUGCCUUGCACGUAAAAAUAACCGUUUAGGUUCUUCAAAGCAAAUGAUUAAGCAAAUUGCUUUUUCGGGUCUUUUGCAUAACAAGGAAACAUUCAACCCUGACUUCUAUAACUGGAAUAGGAUUAAAGUCCGUUAUUGUGAUGGAUCUUCAUUUACCGGAGAUGUUGAAGCAGUAGAUCCAGCCACCAAUCUUCACUACAGAGGAGGAAGGGUUUGGCUUGCUGUUAUUGAGGAUUUACUAGCGAAAGGGAUGAAAAAUGCUGAAAAUGCCAUUCUUUCUGGAUGUUCCGCUGGUGGUUUAACUUCUAUUCUUCAUUGCGAUAACUUCCGUGGCCUAAUGCCAGCGAGUACCAAAGUAAAAUGUCUUGCAGAUGCUGGAUAUUUUAUAAACACGAAAGAUCUUUCGGGUGCAAUGCACAUACAAGGGUUCUAUGCCGACGUUGUGAAGACCCAUGGCUCAGCAAAGAAUUUGCCUGUAUCAUGCACUUCAAAAGUGGAUCCAAGUCUGUGUUUUUUCCCCCAGUAUGCCGCGCAACAGAUCCGUACACCACUUUUUAUAUUAAAUGCGGCCUAUGAUUCAUGGCAGAUAAAGAACAUUUUGGCACCUGGUGUUUCUGAUCCGCAUGGAACUUGGCAUUCCUGCAAGCUUGAUAUAAAGAAUUGUUCUCCAUCUCAAAUCCAAACUAUGCAAGGUUUCAGGAUGGAGUUUUUAAGUGCACUGGGACUACUAGGAAAUUCUACGGUGAGGGGAGCAUUCAUAAACUCAUGCUACGCUCAUUGCCAAUCAGAAAUGCAGGAAACGUGGUUAAGAGAUGAUUCACCCGUAUUGGACAAAAAGCCAAUUGCAAAGGCUAUUGGAGACUGGUAUUAUGAUCGGACUCCAUUCGAUAAGAUUGAUUGUCCGUACCCUUGUGACUCAACUUGUCACAAUCGUAUUUUUGAAUAAAACAAAAAUUCAAGAAUAUAAUUGAAGGAAUAUGUAUAUGGGCGAUUAUUAAUUAUAGGAUUAAAUCACUUCAAAAAUAAAAGAAUUAUCAAGGUAAAAUCAAUCUGUCAUUACUGAAUAAUCAAGUCUUGGUAAUAAGCAAUUGCGUUUUAUUUUCGUGCCUUGAAUUAUUGUUAUUUAUGUAUGAAUUUUUGAUUAAAUUGUUCAAGAAAUAUUAAUAUUUGUGAUUUUUGUUAAA
Molecule: messenger RNA, 1789 nt
Organism: Papaver somniferum (opium poppy)
Lineage: Eukaryota; Viridiplantae; Streptophyta; Magnoliopsida; Ranunculales; Papaveraceae
Product: pectin acetylesterase 8-like
Exons: 13
Coding region: 373-1551 (392 amino acids)
Biological process (GO): cell wall organization
Cellular component (GO): plant-type cell wall
Molecular function (GO): pectin acetylesterase activity
Source: RefSeq, a predicted model, not a curated record